GAACCAGAUUCUUCUGUUAGGCUGGGGACUUCAGAUUUAUACUUAUGACUACAAGCAGAAUGUAGCCUAAUGCCUUCAUAAUAAUCUGUGCAGGUAUUCAGAAUGAAUCUGGAAAAGCUCAGCAAACCAGAACUACUGACGCUAUUUAGUAUUCUUGAAGGCGAACUAGAAGCAAGAGAUCUUGUCAUAGAUGCCUUAAAGGCCCAGCACAGAAACACUUUCAUUGAAGAACGCUAUGGAAAGUACAACAUCAGUGACCCAUUAAUGGCUCUGCAGAGAGAUUUUGAGAUGCUGAAGGUGGGAAAUCAUGGCGAAAAGCAACCAGUUUGCGCCAAUCCUUUGUCUAUCCUAAAAGUAGUGAUGAAACAUUGCAAGAAUAUGCAGGAAAGAAUGCUCUCUCAACUAGCUGCUGCAGAAAGCAGGCACAGAAAGGUGAUACUGGAUCUUGAGGAAGAGAGGCAGCGGCAUGCCCAAGACACUGCUGAAGGAGAUGAUGUCACCUACAUGUUGGAGAAGGAGCGGGAGCGGCUGACUCAGCAGCUGGAAUUCGAAAGGACCCAAGUGAAAAAAUUUGAAAAAGAGCAGAAGAAGCUGUCGAGCCAGUUGGAGGAGGAGCGGGCACGCCACAAGCAACUGUCCUCCAUGCUUGUGCUGGAGUGCAAGAAAGCCACAGCCAAGGUAGUGGAAGAGGGACAGAAGGCAGGGGAGCUGAGCCUGAAACUGGAGAAAGAGAGGAGCAAAGUGAGCAAGCUGGAGGAGGAGCUGGCCUCCAAGAAGAAGCGGGGUUUGCAGAUGGAGGCACAGGUGGAAAAGCAGCUCUCAGAGUUCGACAUUGAAAGAGAACAGCUGAGAGCUAAGCUGAACCGAGAAGAGAACCGGACAAAGGCACUCAAGGAAGAGGUGGAGAGCCUGAAAAAAGCCCUGAAAGAACUGGAGGUUCCUUGCCAGGGCACCAACCCUGCUGAGCACUCACAACAAAACCCCUCAAUGAUGUCCAGAGGUAUAGAAACAGAGAGCCCACUGGUGAGGUCUGUGUCUUGCCAGACAGAAAGUUCCCAGGCAGAGAACACCAAUCUGGGCAAUACAGGCAUAACUGCACACAUGGCCCUUCCCAGCCCUGCCACACCUACCCAUCCCUAUGCUAAAGCAAAUGGGCACUGUGACACAGACAUGCAAACAAGUAGUGACCUAGUGCAGACAGACAUAGCAGAGAACCAGGCACUGCUGAGAGAGAAGCCCGUUGGUCCAGUCCCAGAAAGUGCAGUUGAGAAUGGAAGUUCCCCUGUAAGAACAGAAUCUCCUGUGUAUAUGAUCCCACAGCUUCCUUCUGGUGGGACGUCUCUCUCUCCCAGCAGCACAGCUGCCUCAUCUCUGACAUCUUCUCCAUGCUCGUCCCCAGUUCUGACUAAACGUUUGGUAGGAGCUUCAGGAAAUAGCCCUGGUUACCAGUCGUCCUAUCAGGUGGGGAUCAACCAACGUUUCCAUGCUGCCAGACACAAAUUCCAGUCCCAAGCUGAUCAGGAUCAUCAGUCGAGUGGCCUGCAGAGCCCACCAUCGAGGGAUUUGUCUCCUACCCUUGCAGACAACUCCGCUGCCAAGCAGUUAGCCCGCAACACAGUCACUCAGGUUCUUUCCAGAUUCACCAGUCAGCAGGGACCUAUAAAGCCAGUCUCUCCGAAUAGUUCGCCCUUUGGCACGGACUAUCGGAAUCUGGCCAACGCUGCGAGUCCAAAAACCGAGUCCAGCCCGGGCAAAGUUUCUAGCCCGCUGAGCCCAUUGUCUCCUGGAAUUAAAUCCCCAACAAUCCCUAGAGCAGAAAGAGGGAACCCUCCACCUAUUCCUCCAAAGAAACCUGGCCUGGCUCAGUCCCCAGCGACUCCUACCCCACUAACCAAAACCCCUUCCCAGGCAUCCUCUCUUGGUGCCACCAUGGACUUGGCAAGUAGCUGCUCUAACAAUGCCGUAGUAGCCAACGGUAAAGACAUUGAGAUACUGUUGCCAACGAAUAGCUAAUCUUUAGAAAACGUGACUGUAGCAUUCCAUGGCUUAGCGUCCUAGAGCUAAGAGACACUGUUUUAUCCACUCCACGUUAUUUAUUUGGGUAGUAGCAGAAUGGGUCUGUAUAAUUCCUUUAGUGUACUUUUUUUAAAAAUAGGUAGGAAAUUUUAUGUUGAUGUAUAAACCUUAACUAUAGAGCUGUAAGUUAGCCUCUAAAGGUGUCUCCUGUCAGCAGUCAAAUGAAACAAGGAGGGAAGAAAAUGUGCUGGGAGCUGACUCGCAAACUAUAAUGGGGCUGAAGCAUUCAUUUUAAUUUAUGCAGAAAUCCCUUGUGCAGAUUUUUAUUCCAGAUGAACACUGUAUAAAAAGUGCCUGAACUAAGCCUGUGAUAUGAAUGUGGUUUUCUGUACAAAACAAAAAAGGGACCAUCUAACCGCAGAAAUAACAGCCCUUCUAUGAAUCAUGAAUGUUUAAAUCACUGUUUUUUAAUCCUUUCCAAUUGUUCUUAAAUCAAGUUUGUAAACUACAUGCUACAGAAUGAAAAUCUUUCAAAGGUGACCACAAUGUGGCCCCAGUUUUGCUGUCCUGUUAGGAUGUAGUUCCUGUUGACAUCAGAGGAGAUGCACAUGAGUAUGUUAGGGUAGAUUUUUGGUCCUACUGUUUAGCUCUGUGCAACCCAAUCCCUUUUCUUUUCCACUGGAGUUGUCCAAAAACAGUGACAGCAUUAAACAGUCAGGGUGCUAGUUUCCUGCAGUUCAUUAAUUUCCCACAUUGAUGUCUCGCUGUAGGUUAAAUGGCUAAGGAUUCAUUCCUGGUGCUUCACCUUUGAUUUUAAACUUCUUCAAGCAAUCUACUGUUGUGUGUGGGGGGGGGGGGGGUGUAGAGAACUUGUGAGAUAAGGAUCUUGCUAUUACUUGAAAAGAGAAAUUGCUAGUCAUUCUAUACAGUAAGAUGGGAUCUUUACUAAUAAUCAAAAGCAAUAAGUUAAGUUGCUUACUUUGUAACAAUACUGUAUGUCAGACUGACAGAUUUUACUGAGUAGUUUGCUGUAGGAUCCUGCUAGCCUCAGUGGCUGCAGCUGUGGAACCAAAUUAUUAACUUUCAUAUAUAAAUAUGCAUAUAUGUAUAGAUAGAUGCACCGAUGUACAUGUUACACACACAAUGCAUAUAUUAAUCUUAGUCUGGUUGUUAUUGAAGUUCUCCAUAAUUCAUAAAGAAAAGGUGGAAAUACACUCUUAAGAUUAUAAAAUAAGAGCAGGUUGUUUUUUUUUUUUUAAAAAAAAAGGGGGGGGGGAAGUCUGCCUGACUUUGGAGUUCAGUUUGCAACAGAUUCAAUAACUUUUACCUGUGCUGUGAAGUAAAUGCUAAGUCUACAGACCUCGCUGCAAACCUAUGCUACUCACAUUCAAAUAGGACAGCAGAGUCUAGUGUGUGACGACACUACAGUAAUGGACACUAAAUGUAACAAGAUAAAUAGAACAGAGAGCAGGGUUACAGUCUGGAAUCUAACCUGAAUGAGUGUGUAUCCCAAAUGCCAAGUGGCACAGAUUACGAGACUGAUCCUAAACUUAGAAAUCUGUUUUGCUGCUUGAUGUCAGGCCAUUUUUAGCCAUUCUGUCUACAGCAACAGAGAGCCUGGAGUAGUGUUUCCCACAGUUGGGUGCUUGCUCCUCUGUUUUAGUUAUUCAGCACACAACUAAACAAAGCACUUGAUACUUUAUUUUAGGAAAGAUUCCUGCAGUGGUUGGGAGGAUGCACUCCUAUACAUGAUAUAAUAGGUCUCUUCCAGCUCUGAGUCUUAAUUUAUAGUACAUCAGAAUUCUUGAACUGCAUUAGUAGAUGGUAUCCUAACCAACCCUUUUCUACCCCACCCCACCCCCACACACACAUAACAGCCAUACUGGGUCAGACCAAAGGUCCAUCUAGCCCAGUAUCCUGUCUUCUGACAGUGGCCAAUGUCAGGUUUCUCCCAGGAGGGAAUGAACAGAACAGGUAAUCACCAAGUGAUCCAUCCCCUGUUGCCCAUUCCCAGCUUCUGGCAAACAGAGGCUAGAGACACCAUCCCUGUGCAGCCUGGCUAAUAACCAUUGAUGGACCUAUCCUCCAUGAAUUUACCUAGUUCUUUUUUGAACCCUGUUAUAGUUGUGGCCUUCACAACAUCCUCUGACAGAGUUCCACAGACUGACUGUGUGGGGGGGGGGAAAUACUUCCUUUGUUUUAAACCUGCUGCCUAAUAAUUUAAUUUGGUAACCCCCUAAUUCUUGUAUUACGAGAAGGAGUCAACACCACUUGACUGCACACCAGUCAUGAUUUUAUAGACCUCUAUCACAUCUCUGCCCCCCAUCCCCCUUAGUUGUCUCUUUUCCAAGCUGAAAAAUGACCCAUAUGAUAGUCUUUGGUAUAAUGCAAUGGAGACGGUUAGAUAUGUUUUUAUAAACUUCUAAAUAGAUGUAUGCACCAUAGUUCCUAUUCAAUUCAAAAACUCUUGGGAAAGCACAUUUAAAAUGUGAUCUUACCACAGCAAAUUUUUCUCCUGAUAAGAGUAACAGCUGAAGACUGAUGGGUGAAUGGAUUUUAGCUAGAGUAUCAUUCUAACAACUGCUCUAACUGGUUUUCUUGCUUUUACCCUAAUCUUAAGUAGUGAUGUACCAUUUCUUUAUGACGACUCUAUAGAGAGAUAUAUACUAUAGUGACGUUUAUUUCUUAGGAAAUGCACUGAAUACUGUAUUUCUUCUGUAAUGUAAUAUGGGGAGGGGGAAUGCAAGAGAAAAUGUGUAUUUUUGCUAGUAGCCUAUCUUCAACUAAGCACAACUAUUAAAAUGGAUUCAGCUAAUCCAAUAAGAAAUUUAGGGUUUGUAUUUAAAUUUGAUGUAGAGUCUGUGUGUGGAAGCAACUAAAACUUUCUUUUGUGAUUCACAUCUGAGUUAUAAGCAGACAUUGAUGGGGGGUUAUAAUGAAGUGCAAAAUGCAUACACUAGUAUUCAUUAACAUUUGUAAAUUUGUAAAGCCAAAUGUACCAAGCGGAAGUCUUUAAUCAUUUUUAUAGCUGACAGCAUUAAACAUGUUAAACGUUCAUACUAUCAAUAAAGUAUUUUAUUUUUAAGAUCUGA
Messenger RNA from Malaclemys terrapin pileata, 5108 nucleotides. RefSeq names its product CTTNBP2 N-terminal like (gene CTTNBP2NL). Lineage: Eukaryota; Metazoa; Chordata; Testudines; Emydidae. Bases 103 to 2013 code for a protein of 636 amino acids. The transcript has 5 exons. The record is from RefSeq and is a predicted model, not a curated record.